UCUUUCCACCUACUCCAACGUCGACUAUACGUAGCGCGAAUCUCUCGUCGGUUUGGAGACUCGCUUUGCACCCACAGAGCGUCCCAUCGCUCGAGCCUUCCGGUCUGGAUCGCCAGCCCGAACCAUAUCGGAGAAGACCACGGAUUGCCUGCCACAGGUACACUUGGAGCCUGCCAGACGGAGCAGCCCUGAGUACGAAACAAGGCCAGCCAACCAGCCUGGGUAGGAGCGAGAUUUUGAUCGUCUAUUCUCUGGAACAGGAGUUUGGCGCCGCCUUUAUACAUUUGUACAGUUUGCAGCAUGGCUGCGCGUGAGAUAGCCCGCCAGUGGUUCAUACCCGGAGACGGUAUAGACCGCCAUGUGAUCUCCGCGGACAUCCAGCGCUACCUAGGAAACGAUGCGACUGUUCGGCCAGGUCUAGGUACCGGCGAGAAUGAGGGAGUCCAUGGCUACUGGAUCAAGGCGUACCGCAAUCUGACCACUGUAGGCUUCAAUCUGCUUAUAGCAAGGCCGUGUACUAAUACGAUGCGUCAGGCAAUGAUAGCGGACUUGCGUGCGGAUUCAGCGCGAUGGAAGCAGGAACAGCGCGUGCUAGGCGGAAGAGGUAGCAACAGUCCAGUCAUACACGACUCAUCAGGGAUCACAGUACCUGACCGAGACUUAACAGAUUACGUGCAGUCGUCGACAUAUCAAGCAGCCGUUGCUGGUGCGAGGCCGGACCGGCGUAGCGGCGACUCACCCACAGUAGAUGGCCCAUAUGGAGCGCCGCCUUCUUCGCGGGACAGAGACCACCGGAUGCCAAGUAGAAUGCCGAUCGACAGGGCGCACAACGAUCGGAUGGAUAUAGACCCGCCGGCGGUGUCUGCAUCCGACAGGAGAUACGGUCAGCCAGACCGCGGAUACCAGCCCGAUGGCCGAGCAUACCCAGUGGACAGGCCAAGCUAUCCCUCGGACAGUAGACCUGUAUACCCGCCGCAGGAUCCCAUAUCUGCGCCAUACGGUCGGCCCGCAGUAACUUCCGGAUAUGUACCUGAGCCACGGUAUGCUCCAAGCUACCAACCGCAGCCCAGUGACGGAGCACCUCCGGGAUACGUAAGACAGGGUGACUUCUUCGUGCCAGUGUCGGCUGCGUACAAUCCUGCGCCAGGCAUACCUAGUAGGUCAGAGCCACCACAGUUCCCAAGCGGCCCAUAUGGACAGCCUCAACCCUCAAGCCGGGAUCCGCGUGACCCAAGAGAUCUUCGUGACCCAAGAGACCUCCGGUACCCCAAUGAGCCGCCCGGCUACGCUGAUCCAAGCACGUACGGGAUACCUGGCUAUGACCAAUAUGGUCGACCCAUUCUGUCUCCGACGAGCCAAGCGGAGCGGAUUUUGCCACCCACCAGGGAGUCCACCCAUGGACAUGGCCGUGAGCGGGAGCGAGAGCGGGAACGUGACCGCGAAAGGGAAAGGCCGAUUGUGAGCUCCACGGCCGAUGGCCACCGUUCGAGCCGCCGGCGGAUGCAGUAGCCUGACGGGUACACAUACUUCUCCGCUUCGGAGUGCCAUGCGAGAGUUGAGUUGUCAGCAUCGCCUCCGGAACCGUAUCAUCCCAUAGGCAAUGAGGCCGAGUGUUUGUCAGCGGACUCAGUCGGCUCCGGCGUCUACAGCUAUGUAAAUCUUAUGCGGCCCCCAGGAGCGCUCCAUGGACUGGAUGCAUGGUCACGUUUACCACACGCAGCUACCGGAGCUGCACAGCAGCUUUCGCAUGACCAUUCACGUAGCCUUACGAUUACAAGAUCGGCCAUCGACACCUGGUUAAUGUGCGGUCUAACUUGCCAGCAGAUUGUCGGGGUUCUGUGGAUUUUUCGUUUUGCAUUUACAAUGGAGCUUGGUGGACCUUGUGUUAGACAACCAUUGCGUAACCCGCAAGUCGGGAAGGAACAACCGCGGACUAAUCUAUGUCAAGCUAAUCGGAAACGGCUCCGUACGGAACGAUCAACUUCAACCGCGGUAUUAC
Messenger RNA from Baudoinia panamericana UAMH 10762, 1999 nucleotides. RefSeq lists its product as uncharacterized. NCBI's taxonomy places the organism in Eukaryota, Fungi, Ascomycota, Dothideomycetes, Mycosphaerellales, Teratosphaeriaceae. The coding region runs from base 301 to 1509 and encodes 402 amino acids. The transcript has 4 exons. The record is from RefSeq and is a predicted model, not a curated record.